GCCAGAAUGAUAAAAUGGCGGCUGAACGUAGCUUUAUAUGUAAGAUACGUCAUUUGAGGCUAUGGGAAAGAGUAGGGUAAAGUCUGAAAGGUUAUUCACCUUGGAAAAUCCGCCAAGAGCGCCUAACCACAAAUAUUUAGUGCUUUUUCUCUCAGUAUAUUUAGAUCUGUUUUGAUAAGGUAGCCUGCCUAGCGGCUCAAGGGAGGGGAAUGAACACAAAACCUAAUCACUAUAUAUGGGAGGUCAUUAUGACAAUGCUUGACAUGGUUGUAUAUCGCUCUGUGAUUUCAAGAGACAAGACUUCCGCUAAUUACAACUGCCGGCUUGAUGGGACAUAGUCAAGCGGCGGGUUAACUAGUUGACGAGUUGGCGAUGUAAACCGGUGUGCUGCUAACAGCGGGUAUGAUCUCGACAGCUCUCUUACCGCUUACAGUCGCUAUUAUCACAGCAAUACAGACUCUAGCCUUGGAAUACACGCACUCUUGUACUCGAGACUUUCAUUAUGAAAGAAGUUUAGAUAGAAACGCUACUUGCGCGGGUAUAACAAGGUUGGAUGGCGUGCGAGUUGGCCAUGUCCAGAGGCUAACGAUCUUUCAUCGACAUUAUAAUGUCCACACUAGAAGCUUGAAACCACUAGUUUUUCAGAUUCCGAAUUUCCUGAGUGAUGAAGAAUGCAAGAAUAUAAUGAAAGCUGCUAUGAGACAAGGAUUAACAUCGAGCAAGACGAUCUCUGAAGAGAUCUCACCGAGGGACAUGGAUUCGCGUCUUAUCGAGAUCCUCAAGAAAAGAUAUCUUCGAGUCGGUAAAAGAUUUGGGAACCGGUUUACAAGCCUGGGAGAAUUCCAAGACUUUUUGCAUCAGAAUCUCGCAUUUUACCCUUACAUGCAAGAUGCACUGGAAAUAUUUAGACAAUUUGAUGCAAACUCAGAUAAGUCUAUUAGCGAGAUGGAGCUAAUAUCCGCUCCAGAAGAGACUCUCGAGAAAUUCGUUAGUGUUUUGGAGAAGCUGAAGAGAAGACCGCGCUACCGUGCGAGGUUCAGCGAUCAAACAUGGCUACAAAUGAACAAAACUGGCUCGCUGAGCGCAGUUAGGGACAGGAUUAUCAAUCUGACCCGGCUACCGCGAUGGGUGGUGGAGACAAGCGAACCUCUACAGGUUGUCCGGUAUCCGGUCAACGGCCAUUUCCACGGUCACUAUGAUUCUACAGAGGAUGAUGUGGGGAGGGACCUUCAAUGUUGCCAUGGUUACGAGAUGGAAGGCUGUCACUUAUGCCGCUUCUUGACAAUCUUGUUCUACCUGAAUGACGUCACCCAAGGGGGCGAGACAGCGUUUCUGGUCGCGGGCUCCAAGUCAAUCUCAAAUGGUACCUCACCAGACCUCAGCGCUCACUGUAACAUGUCGCGUCUUCUCAUUGCACCGAAGCGAGGCACAGCGGUCCUGUGGUACAACCACUUUCUAGACAAAACAACUGGGUUGCUAGGUAACCUUGACAAGUUCUCGUUACAUGGAGGCUGUGACGUCAUCAAGGGGACCAAGUGGAUUGCAAACAGUUGGGUAAACAUUCCGAAAGGAGACUGGGGACGAGGGUGAACGUUAAAUACGCACUGGAAAAAGGUUGGAACCGCUCCAUGUUGUUCGGGUCGCCUAUGGUGUUCGUAGAAAACUCAAUCGAUAAGGCUAUACACCAUGCAUCAAUGGAAAGAACAAAAAUAAUAUGGGUUUGUUCGGGUAGGAUGUUAAUUUGUUGGCGACUUUUACUCAUUAUUCUAUUCAGACAGAUUUGAAAUAACCGUGUAGCUGUGGCGGCGUUUAGAGUUAUGUCUAUCAUCAUUUUGAGUCCAACUUGCGUGGGAGCAUCCAUACAAGUACACAAAUUAUUUCAUCAGAGUCUUUCGGAGGCCACGAACAAGGAUGAGAAGGUAGUCAAUUUACGUCAGUAGGAAGAAAUAUGUUUUUAUUUUCAUCGUUUUACCAGAAUUGUGUCAUUAAAGAUACAUGCGGGUCUACAAGUA
This is a messenger RNA of Nematostella vectensis (starlet sea anemone), 2012 nucleotides long. RefSeq names its product transmembrane prolyl 4-hydroxylase. The coding region runs from base 403 to 1590 and encodes 395 amino acids. The transcript is spliced from 3 exons. NCBI's taxonomy places the organism in Eukaryota, Metazoa, Cnidaria, Anthozoa, Actiniaria, Edwardsiidae. Gene Ontology annotation, cellular component: endoplasmic reticulum. The record is from RefSeq and is a predicted model, not a curated record. Gene Ontology annotation, biological process: peptidyl-proline hydroxylation to 4-hydroxy-L-proline. Gene Ontology annotation, molecular function: calcium ion binding; L-ascorbic acid binding; procollagen-proline 4-dioxygenase activity.